Prorocentrum cordatum is the source of this 833-nucleotide messenger RNA. The record is from the annotation of a GenBank genome assembly. NCBI's taxonomy places the organism in Eukaryota, Dinophyceae, Prorocentrales, Prorocentraceae.
UUCGUCGUCGCUCUCUCUCUCUCUCUCUUUCCCCUCUCUCUUCUGACCACCUCACUGCAGAAGUGUACGACAUCGCUUUGGCUCAACCCAUUUGGGCUGAAGUGCUCGGGUCCCAGCCUGACACGCCUGACGGUCGCGAGCAGCACUGCCUCUUCGAGAGUUUCCCGCGAUGGCGCGCUCCAGCUUCGGUGCCCUGGCCCUCGCCGCGACGGCCGCGUGGCUGCUGGUCGCAACCCUCUCGCCGGCCUUCGCCGGCACGCGGGCCCAGCCGAGCCUGGCCGCGCGUGGGGACCGCGUGGGCAGGCAGGCCGGGUCCGAGAUCAUGCUCACCGCCCCCUCGAUCGGCGGCAGGUACCGUGUGAUCAUCGACGAGAGCACCACUGUGGAGUCGUGCCUCACCAAGUUCAGGAAGAUCUUCGAGAUCGACCAGGACUUCCUCCUCGACAGCGACUUCAACGUCUACCUGAAGGAGGACGAGAGCAAGCCGAUCUCUGGCAAGAUCGCGGACCACACCAAGCUGCGCCCCUGGGGGCCGGACGGCAUCGAGCUCCACAUCUACUACGAGCCGAAGUGAGCGAGCGGCCUGGCUUCUCGCUUGCGGGGUUGAGACACAACGAACUCUGACGGCACGAUUUUCUUUUCAAGACACGGUCGCAGGUUCCAGCGAUGGAAAAACAAACAUCACGGGUGCAAGCGAGAGCGUGCGAGAGCCAGGGUUUGGAGCAAACAGGCACCUCUGACCAAGUCGAACGAUGACCGCCGCAGCUUGUCAUUGCUGCAAGGGUGUGGCUUGCUUGCAAUAGUAAGGAGACGGAUUUUCGUCGGUAUCUCGG